Messenger RNA from Chinchilla lanigera (long-tailed chinchilla), 1435 nucleotides. RefSeq names its product coenzyme Q3 methyltransferase (gene Coq3). The transcript is spliced from 7 exons. Gene Ontology annotation, biological process: ubiquinone biosynthetic process. Gene Ontology annotation, molecular function: 2-methoxy-6-polyprenyl-1,4-benzoquinol methyltransferase activity. The record is from RefSeq and is a predicted model, not a curated record. NCBI's taxonomy places the organism in Eukaryota, Metazoa, Chordata, Mammalia, Rodentia, Chinchillidae. The coding region runs from base 195 to 1307 and encodes 370 amino acids.
CGUGAGGAUUAGAGGUCAUGUAAAAUUAGGCAAAAUAGAGGCAAAGGUUAUUCAUAGUGUUAGGAGCAUUUCAUCGUUUUAACAGCAAUCCAAUAAUAAAAAUCGGCUGUAGAGGGCGCGAGUGGGUCUGGGAACCUUUCUCUCGAGGCUCUUUUGCGAGAGGGACCGGAAAAGGAGUGGGGUCCUUUGCCGUGAUGUGGGGAAGCCGAAAGUUGAGCGCCUGCGGGGGCCGUUUUUCAGGCGUCCUCGGGUCUGGAUGUCGGGCGCGCCGGGCCGAGCGUCCUCGCGUAGCGUCGCGGGCGGUUUAUUCAGAUAGCCAGCUCAUUUGGACUUUACAGAAUAAACCAUGGGUUUUCAACGAAUGUGGAACCGUGUAUUUCAAAUCCUGUAGGAUGACAUUUUCCUCUUUGAAUAGAAUUAAAAGUUACUGCCCUCCUUGGACAAGACUAUACAGUACUUCGCGCACCACGGUUGACAGCAGUGAAGUAAAAACCUUCCUGGCCCUGGCUCACAAGUGGUGGGAUGAGGAGGGAGUAUAUGCGCCUCUUCAUUCUAUGAAUGACCUGAGGGUGCCAUUUAUUAGAGACAAUCUUUUGAAAACAGUUGCUGAUCACCAUCCUGGAAAACCUUUGUCUGGGAUGAAGAUUCUUGAUGUUGGCUGUGGUGGUGGAUUGUUAACUGAACCUCUAGGGCGUCUAGGGGCUUCAGUUUUUGGAAUUGAUCCUGUGGAUGAAAACAUUAAAACCGCACAGCACCAUAAAGCGUUUGACCCAGUCCUAGAUAAGAGGAUACAGUAUAGAGUGUGUUCCCUGGAAGAGAUUGUGGAGGAGACCGAAGAAACUUUUGAUGCUGUUGUGGCUUCUGAAGUUGUAGAACACGUGGCCGAUUUAGAAACAUUUAUACAGUGCUGCUGUCAAGUGUUAAAACCUGGUGGUUCUUUAUUCAUCACUACAAUCAACAAAACACAACUGUCCUAUGCCUUGGGGAUUGUGUUUUCAGAGCAGAUUGCAGGGAUAGUGCCAAAAGGUACUCACACAUGGGACAAGUUCAUUUCACCUGAAAAGCUAGAGAGCAUUCUGGAAUCAAAUGGUCUGUCAGUUCAAACUGUGGCAGGAAUGCUCUACAACCCCUUCUCAGGUUGCUGGCAUUGGACUGAAAAUACCAGCCUGAACUACGCAGCCCAUGCUGUGAAGUCCGUGGCACCAGAUCAUGUGGGGCCUGCUGAGCUUGUUUCUAAAGAGGGAGCAGAAGCACCUCAAGCUGAGGCUUCCACCGUCCCAGGUGUGCAUGAAGAACUCAGGAAAUGAAUUGUUUCUGAAGCCUGCAGUAAUAUGGCUUGAAACGCUGAUGCUUAUAGUUUUUAAAAAUAUAUAAUUUAUCCUUUGAGAAAGAAUCAUAAAGAAAAGGUUAAUAAAAAAGUUAAAUCCUUGGGCAA